Messenger RNA from Entelurus aequoreus (snake pipefish), 10475 nucleotides. RefSeq names its product immunoglobulin superfamily DCC subclass member 3. The transcript has 14 exons. The coding region runs from base 683 to 2797 and encodes 704 amino acids. Gene Ontology annotation, biological process: cell-cell adhesion; axon guidance. Gene Ontology annotation, molecular function: protein binding. Lineage: Eukaryota; Metazoa; Chordata; Actinopteri; Syngnathiformes; Syngnathidae. The record is from RefSeq and is a predicted model, not a curated record. Gene Ontology annotation, cellular component: plasma membrane; axon.
UUCCGUGUACCUGAAUACAGGACGGACAGGAGAGUUGAAAAGGGAGCGCGAAGUACAGGACGUGCACGUGAGGUUAAAUAAAGUGUUUUUUUUAUUUUUAUUUUAUUUAGCAAGGAGGACAACAAAACUAAUACUUCAAUUACAACAUAUUGCCGCAGGGACUGGCGAGAGACCAAAUAUUAGGAUUCCAUUGAUUAAAUCUGCUUGGGGUCAAAGAGCUCGCUGCCAGCUGACCGGGGAUCAGCGUGUCCAGCUCAGGCCACAGCUGGUCGGAGGCCGAGCGAGUGUCCGGCGGUUAAGAUGAAAAUGAAUCAGGCCUCUCAGGCUAAUUAGCGGGCCGCCGCCCUCCGCCCCCGCCGUGCUGCGAUUGGUCCUGAGGAGAACAACCUGCCGAUGGCCGCCGCAUCAUCAUUGUCCCUUCAACGGCAACAAUGAGGCGGAAUAACUAAUGAGCUCGUCCGGGCUGAGGUCUCACUAUUCUCAGCCUGGCUUUGGACGUGACCAGCAGCCUUCGGUGGGCCCGUCACCCCGCCAGGAAACCAGAAGAACAGAAAUGCUCUAAUAUUCGAAAACAACAAAAACAUUUAGCCUAGCAACCAAAGAACACAUAUAGUCAUUUGGAUUACUUUUUUCUUCACUAUUUACAUUUUUGUCAAGGAUUUCACAGAGGAGAACAGCAAAAAUGAAAGCAAGAAGAUUUCCCAGCGCCUUGACAGCAAUGUUGUGUUUAAGUGUGUGUUGGGCCUCGGAACUGUCCUUCCUGCAGGAGCCCAGAGACGUGAUUGCAGUGCGCGAUCGCUCGCUCAUGCUGGACUGCAGGGUGCAGGGCGAGGAACCCGUCCAGAUCACGUGGCGUAAAAACGGAGUGCCUUUAACCACCAGCCCGCGGCUUCAGGUGCUGGCAAACGGCACUCUGUUGAUCCAAAGCUUCCAGAAGCGCAAAGACAGCAGCGACGCUGACAUGGGCGAGUAUGACUGCGCCGCCCGGAAUCGCUACGGCAUGCUGGUCAGCCGUAAGGCCAAAGUCCUGUUGGCCUCUCUUCCCAAAUUCCACACGCACCCUAUGUCAAUGACAGUGGACGAGGGCGGUGUCGCACGCUUCCAGUGUCAGAUCAAUGGAAUACCUGAGGCCAACAUCACUUGGGAGAGAGACAGAGUGCCACUGAGCACUGAUGACAACAGGUACACGCUCCUGCCAAUGGGCAUCCUGCAGGUGACAGGCGCCAGGCAGGCGGACGCUGGCGUGUUUCGCUGCGUUGCCGCCAACAUUGCGAACACGCGCUACAGCCACGAAGCCGUGCUUAACAUCAGCGGUGGAGCCCCCAGAACUUACAAGGAGCCUGUCAUCCUGUCAGGUCCUCAGAAUCUAACAUUAACCGUCCAUCAGACGGCCAUCUUGGAGUGCAUUGCAACAGGAAACCCAAAGCCGAUCGUUUCCUGGAGCAGACUAGACGGACGCUCCAUUGGAGUCGAAGGUAUCCAGGUUCUUGGAACAGGGAACCUGAUGAUCUCAGAUGUUUCUCUGCAGCACUCCGGCGUGUAUGUGUGUGCCGCCAACCGACCCGGCACCAGGAUGAGACGUACUGCACUUGGCAGGCUCGUGGUACAAGCCCCUCCUGAGUUCCUGCAGUGGCCGCAGUCUGUCUCCAAGCCAGCAGGGGGCAGUGCUGUGUUCACCUGCGUGGCACAAGGAGUCCCAGAGCCUCACCUCAUCUGGCUGAAAAAUGGCAAGGUUUUAAUGCCUGGACACAACAUCAAGUUGACCAAUAACAACAGUACUCUGGCUCUGACUCGUAUCAGCUCCGAGGAUGAGGCCAUCUACCAGUGCAUUGCCGAGAACAGCGCCGGCACAAACCAGGCCAGCGCCCGACUUGCUGUGGCGCAGGCCAAAGACCUCCCUGACACCCCUGAGGGACUCACCGCCAGCGUGCUGUCCGCCAGUGCUCUGCAGAUCUCAUGGCGCCAACCCCCUGCAGAAGUCACUGACGGGAUUAUCGGCUAUGUGCUACACAUCCGCAAGAUAGGAGAGCCUGACACUCUGGAGCUGCAGGAAGCCAUCAGCAAAGGUGCCUUCCAGCACGAUGUAAACAACCUGGAGCCAGCCACAACCUACUCCCUCUACUUGAAAGCCUACUCGCCCCUCGGAGCCAGCCAGCAGUCCCUAACUGUGGUGGCCACAACACUAGGGGGCGUUCCUACCAUGCCCACCUUUUUCACCAAGGUGAUGAAUUCCAGCGCUGUGCAGGUGCUUUGGGAGCUGCCCAGCAAGGCGGGAAAGGCUGAGGGCUUCAGGCUGUCUUACCGCAGGGUCCCCAAUGGCGACUUCCAGGGGCCAAUCCAGCUGCCCUGCCACGUCAACGCCCACACCAUCGCUAACCUGGAAGCAGGUGCAGUGUAUGAAGUCAAACUGGUGGCCUACAAUGGAAACGGGGAGAGUGACUGCUCCAAGAGACUAGUGUCCCUGGCAGAUAAAAUCACCAGUGCCCAAAAUACCAGGGACAAGACGCUGUGUGAGUGCAGGGAAGGAGAAGCGUCGCUGGGCAGCGUUGUCAUUGGCAUCCAUAUUGGCACGGCCUGCAUCAUCUUCUGUGUCAUCUUCCUCAUGUUCGGGUAUCGUCGCAGUUUGUUUUGCAACAAAGGGACUCAGGACAGCUGGUCAGUACCGAGGGACAACACAGGACACAAUGGCGUCCAUAAAGAGGUCACAGUCCCUCAGCAGGUGGCUGUUAGUCCAGCGCAAUGCCAGGUGGUCAUUGAGGAACACCCGUCGAGUCUUCCUGGCACGGGCAGCGGCUAGCACUGGUCAAUGACUCUCUCUCUCCCCCUCCACAUCCCUCCACCUUCCCCGCCAACACCCAUCCGUUUGACUCAGGUUCUUUAAAUUAGAUGUGGACCGAUUCAAACUGGUUCCACUGCACACCUCAUUCCUGACAUGACCCCCCAGGACUAGUGCCCCGCCCUCAAACCAAAGCAAGUUUGCCUUUAUCGCCCAUGCCCACGAGCAGAAGCGUGUUGAAAAAGCCUUUAAGAGCGUCUACGCCACAAAUGUGCCGUGUCAGAGCGCUUGCUGGGAGUCUGAUCAAUAACCAAAAUGUUUUAUAUACGCCUCAGAUCUCGCCUGCUGCCGCGCUGACACGCCUUUAAGCCAAAUAUUAGACGAGUGGGAGCUCUUCACCUUGCCUUGGCUUCCUCCUCAAUAGUGAGGGGAAGAACAAAGUGGCCUUCGUGAUGAGUCGUGACGCUCCUUCCAUGUACGCCGUCGUCUCAAAGCUGCUCCAAAGAACGCUACCUCACAUUGGCGGAGACCCUCCGCCAUAUUGGAAACUCUUUUCCCCUUCGCUUCUUUGACCAGUGCCGCCGUGCCGUGCCAGCUGCCAGAGAGGGUUCACCGGGUGGACCAGCAUGGAGAGAUGGCGCCUGACCUCGUCCAUCUACUGAACUUUUGCGACCAAAUGAGUCAUCAAAACCACACUUUCACUCUCCACACACCAAAUCGUGUCACCCGGAAGCCUCGAUGGCGCCGGAUUGGCAUCUGAAGAAGUCGUUAAGGUAAGACGCCCGAACGCACAGAGAAGGAAAACCAAGCUAAAUGACACCCAAAGAUCCUUUUAAUGGUUUUCCUUGGUUUCCUCCUGUUGAGAGACUACUUCCUGGUUGAAAGGCGUCGCCAAGAUUGCUUUAACUGAACUCAAGCCAAAAAAAAAAGCUAGCUCAGAAUUUUUUAUAGUAUUUGUUUGAUAUUCAUUUUCAACUUUUUUUUACAAACUUUAAGAGUGACCAAAUGAAAAUGUCAAACGUUUAUGUCCAUACAGGAAGCAGGGGUGUCCUUUGUUGGAUUUGUUGUUAUUUUUAUUCAUGAAAUAUAUUACACUCAUUUGCUCUGUCACCAAAACACAGCACAUGUGUUUAGUAUGGGACACAUUCCAGCCAAUCAGUGCACUUUGCUUGAACUAAACUUACAUCUGUGUCCUUCUUCCAACUUCAAUUUUGAUUAUUCACAUAUUGAACUACUCAAAAUGCGUAUUGGUCCAUCACAGGUAAUAUUUUUUUUCAUUUUACACGAGGUUCCUAAGUGAAGAUGACUCAUUUGAGUAACGUGAUUGGAAGUAACAGGAGUGAGUUUUAAAUACAAAAAGGUACAAACAUAUACAUAUAUAUUAGGGGUGUGGGAAAAAAUCGAUUCGAAUUCGAAUCGCGAUUCUCACGUGCGAUUCAGAAUCAAUUCUCAUUUUUUAAAAAUCGAUUUUUUUUUUUUUUAAAUUUAUUUAUUAAAAAAAAUAUAUAUAUAUAUUUAUAGUGUAUAUAUAUAUAUUUUUAAGUUAAUCAAUCCAACAAAACAAUACACAGCAAUACCAUAACAAUGCAAUCCAAUUCCAAAACCAGACCUGACCCAGCCAAACUCAAUAAACAGAGCAAUUGAGAGGAGACACAAACACUACACAAAACAAACCAAAAGUAGUGAAACAAAAAUGAAUAUUAUCAACAACAGCAUCGAUAUUAGUUACAAUUUCAACAUAGCAGUGAUUAAAAAUCCCUCAUUGUCAUUAUCAUUAGACAUUUAUAAAAUAAAUAAAAAAUGAACAAUAGUGUCACAGUGGCUUACACUUGCAUCGCAUCUCAUAAGCUUGACAACACACUGUCCAAUAUUUUCACAAAGAUAAAAUAAGUCAUAUUUUUGGUUUAUUGAAUAGUUAAAACAAAUUUACAUUAUUGCAAUCAGUUGAUAAAACAUUGUCCUUUACAAUUAUAAAAGUUUUUUUACAAAAAUCUACUACUCUGCUUGCAUGUCAGCAGACCUGCUGAAAUCCUAUGUAUUGAAUGAAUAGAGAAUCGUUUUGAAUCGGGAAAAUAUCGUUUUUGAUUUGAAAAUCGUGUUGAAUUGAAAAAAAAAUCUAUUUUGAAUCGAAUCGUGACCCCAAGAAUCGAUAUUGAAUCGAAUCGUGGGACACCCAAAGAUUCACAGCCCUAAUAUAUAUAUAUAGUAAAAAAAAACAUGACAUUUAUGCUAAUAGCAUGUUGACACCAAGCACAUUACAGUGACUCACCAGUAUAAUGUAUGUAAAAAUGACAUUAAAAAUAAUUUAGGUAACAUGAUGGAACGUAACAGAAGUGAGUUUUUGUUGUUGUUGUUUUUUAGCAUAGGUAGUAAAUAGAUUAAAUAUAGCCACAUACUAUUUAUACUAAUAAGUUGUUGACAUAAGCACAUUACAGUGACUCAAAAAAUAAUAUAUUUUAAAAUAUCAUCAAGAAAUAAUAUCAGAAUCACUACUGAGAGUAGUGGUUUUUGGAAUCUUUAGCAAAUACAUGAAUUAUAGCCACAUUACAUUAGCAAAUACAUGAAUUAUAGCCACAUUACAUUUUUGCUAAUAGAAUGUUGACACAAAGCACAUUACAGUGACUUCACAAAAUAAUGAAAAAUAUUUUAGGUAACAGUACUAAAGUAACAAUAGUGUGUUUUUAAGAUAAGUAGCAAAUACGUGAACUGUAACCACAGAUUAUUAAAGUAUUUCUGAUUCUGAUUCUGAUUACAUUUAUGAUAGUAGCAUGUUGACACUAAACACAUUGCAGCAACUCAACAAACUACCGUAUUUAAAAACUAAUAACAUUAAACAAUUGUUUAGGUAACAGGACUGAGCUCACUUUUGUUCUUCAUAUGGCCUACAGAAAAUGUGAAUCAUGCGACUUCCUGUAGCCCAGUGGUUCUUAAACGUAUCUCUCCAAGUACCACCAUAAUGACCAACAAUAAGAUACAGUAGCAUAUUAGGUCUAAGUAGUCAUUAAAAAAAAGGCACAGUUUUUAUUUAGCAAGUUAAAGUAAUAUUUUAGCCACUACAACAGUGCUCACAGUUUGAACAGUGACACUGUGUUUGAAUAUUUAGUUAGGUAUUCUUUGGCGUACCACUAGAUAGAGCCUGCACCAUAGUUUCAAUCAAUCAAUCAAUCAAUGUUUAUUUAUAUAGCCCUAAAUCACAAGUGUCUCAAAGGGCUGUACAAGCCACAACGACAUCCUCGGUACAGAGCCCACAUACGGGCAAGGAAAACUCACCCCAGUGGGACGUCAAUGUGAAUGACUAUGAGAAACCUUGGAGAGGACCGCAUAUGUGGGUAACAGAAUCAUUGUUGUAGACCAUGCUACCCUACCACACGAGGGGUCGUGUGGUAGAGUAACAGAACUGAGUGAAAUUCCAGACACACCACCAAAGUGUCAUUUUUUAUAUUUCUUAAGGAAAAUUUGAAUAAAAGUAUAGUGGUGAUAGGAAGGACCACAAACAUUUAUGAAGGAUUUAAACAAUUCAAAAUCUAUUUUUAGGACAGCAAAUGCUGCUUUUCCAGUGUUCAAAGACACAUUUUCUUAGUAAAUAAGGUGUUUUACAAUAUGCAUACUAUUUAUUGGGCAUGCAAAUGGCACUGAUUUGUUGGAAUGUGGCAAAUACUGCCUUUAACCAAUCUUUUUUGGAUUGUUUUGAGCAUCUUUAACAUAGAAAAUGUGGCCGCCCCUGGCUGGAAACACCCUGGACACCCCCUGCUUUAAGAAAUACUUCUUUUGUGUCCAAGUAGUGGACGUUUCUUGGCAAAUAUUUUGAUAUGUUGAAGAAAUAUGUAACCAAAUAGUUCUACGUUUUGAAGAAUAUAGCCUUUACACGUCCUCACUGACCAAAACACAUGCGCAUGCACGUGUGUGUGUGUGUGUGUGUGUGUGUGUGUGUGUGUGUGUGUGUGUGUGUGUGUGUGUGUGUGUGUGUGUGUGUGUGUGUGUGUGUGUGUGUGUGUGUGUGUGUGUGUGUGUGUGUGUGUGUGUGUGUGUGUGCAUGUCAGAUAUUAAGUGUGAAUAACAGCAGAGAAACUUGAGCAAACUCACAUUGACAGGAAGUGUGUGUGCGUCUUUAUUAUGCAGUUUAAUGACAUGCAGGCACAUUUGAUCAUGCAGGUUUAAAAAUACUCUAACGUACCACCUCAGAAAACACUUGGCUCUCUAAGCACCAUAAUGACUAACAUUAAAAUACAGUAGCAUAGUCAGCCUAAGUAUUCAUUAAAAACAAGGAAGAGGUUUAAUCAAACCCUUGAGUCAGCUCAAUUAAAAAACUAUGUUAAACCCCCUAACUGACGAAAAACCAAUGCUCUCAAAAAAUUGUUAUAAGUGAUAUAUUUGUUUUUAAACUAUCAACACUUUAAAUUCUUCAACAGCUUUAGACCUAUUCAUAGAUAUAAAGUUUUAAUAUAUCGGUAAUGGUUUUUUUAAUGUUUUAUGCUCUUUUAUGUAAAAAAAUAAAAUAAACACAAUUUUUUAUAAUGGAAAAAAAGCACAAAAAAUACAUACUUCGCAAAAAUGAGGUGUAAAGUGUAAUACUUUAGAUGAAGUAAUUACAGCCUUCAAUAGGUCAAUAAUUCAUAACAACACUGAUUUUGAUGCGUUAUUAUUUUUGGAACAAUAACUGUUUUUUUCCAAAACUCACACUACCCGAAAAUUAUUAUUUAUACUUAUAUUAUUAUAAGUAAGUCCAUUUAUUUAUCUCUGAUUCUGAAUCUUUUCAAGAGCAUUUAUUUUCAUUCUUCUACUGUUUUUUUUUAAUGCUGCAGGACUCCGCAUACAGCGCUGCCUCAAAUAUACGACUACAUGGCUUACGAGUUGCUCUGAUACGAGCUGGCUACACGUCCGACCGAUAGACUGAUAUAUCUAGAGCGUUUCGAAAUGUUUUUCCAACAAUGGGAACAAAGAAAGUGAGUGUGAAGGACAGUGCUGAGAAGAAGAAGCGGAUUGAUAGUCAUUGAAUUAAAGAAACAUUAAUGAAAAACAUGGCCGAGUGUGUAGCUAGCUAACUUGUUGAAGCAGUUGGAGUGUACCCUGCACCAUACUGAAUCAGAUUUGUAUUUAAUAAAAUAGCGAUUGUUUAUCCAUGAAAAUAUGGAGAAGCUGCUGGAAGGCGAUGUCGUAUAAGUAGAAGCUGUAUAUUAACAUAACAAUUCUUCAUAAAACUACUGUAGUUGUUUGUAGUACAGUCUAUUGUAUUGUUUUUCAUAAAAUAUUUAUUGUAUGAAAUAAUAUUUUUAUUUAUAAAAGACAUGUCACAUGUUAAUAUUGUGCUGUCUUUAAGCACAGAUUAAAUACAUUUUAAUUGAUUUCAAAGGCGAACGCUGUUAGGCAAUAUGAGUUUUUUUGAGGCACUGUCUGCUUCACAGAACCAAUAAAGUCAUCCAGGAGUACUACUGUGCUUUUAUACAGCGUUUCAUUUGUUGAUUAACAAAACAAAAUAGUUCAAUAAAAGUACAGUGGUACCUCAUUUUGUGUUAGUAAUUCGGGGGCCAAAAAAACAAGCAUUUUUUUUCCUAUAAAUAAUUUAAAUAUAUUUAAUUUGUAACAGACACACAAAAAUAUUAACACAAAACACAUUUUAGAGAUUAUAGUAUUGUCCUGCUGAAAACAUUUUAAAAUACGUAGAAAUGAUGAAAGAAAUGUACAAAUCAGAUAUGGCCCGCUACAUCGUUGUAUCGAGUCUGGCAAAAAUGUGCAUCAAUAAAGCAUAUUUAUUAAUGACUAUAGUUUAUCUUUUAAUAUCAACUGUACGGCCUUCUAAACUGUGUUAUCUGGACAUGCAACAAGAUAUUCCAAACAUUAUUUUAGUUAGGAAAAAUAAAUACCUAAAUAUUGGCUUGUCACACAAUGUAUGAUUUAAAAACAAGCUACCAAUCUGUUAAAAUAAUGAAAUACCUAGGCUUUUGUGUAAUUAUACAGUAAUACCUUUAUAUUCAUAUAUAUUUACUGCUGCAAACGGCCCUGAUGUGGCCUUCAAUGAAAACACCCUGUUAUAAAUGAACAUUUAACAUCACUUUUACUUUUAUUUAAAACUCUUGUCGGCAAAGAUGGCGAUGAGCAGUAGAAGGGGAGCGCUACCUUUUGUAUUUUGCUACAACAUUCUUGAUUUCAACAGUAUUUCUCAACUUCUUUAUCAAAGUGCUGGAACUCGCAAUUUUCUUUGGCCCCAUGGUAGAUUAUUUUGCUGUCAUACUCAAUUAAAAAAAAAAAAAGUAGAAAAAGACUGAUACAGCAGAAUGAUACGCGGCUAAACAGACAAGUUUGUUACGCGCAAAGUUUGUGUGUACCGUAACCGAGACGAUGUAUGAAAAAGUUUGUCAUAGACUUAUCAAAAUCAGAAUCUUACAAAAAGCGGGGCAUAUGAAAACCGAGGUACCACAACACUGACUGGUACUAUGACUAGUAAUGUUAACGCAACGUGACAUUUUUUCGGGCUAGUCAAAGUUUUAAUUCAUGCUAAAGUCGGUGAAGUGAGGUCGGUCAUGGCAACAUUCAUUAUUCUGUUAUUUUAUUAUUAUUAUUAUUAUUAUUAUUUAUCCAUUAUUAUUUUUACUUGACAUAUUUUGACUGUCAUCUGCAAUCUUCUUCAAAAGGCUCACCUGACCACUGUGAAUAUUGUCUGACAUAAUGACAAUUGUAAUAUCAUAAUGAACCCCAUUCGCCGCGGUUUACCUGAAACAUAAAACGUAACAAAUUUAGGCCGUGCACUAUCCGCUUUAGCCGCCAGAUGGCAGUGUUGAAUAACUUCAAAUGUGUUUUGCGGCAAUUCCAACUUGGACCACAGCGUCAGUUGCUAUGUAGAGUGGUGCUUUUCAUCAUUUCCAGCAGACCGCAUUGCAAAAUGAUUAACCCGCCUCUUCCUCUCGCGCGAGAUCCACCCGGGAAUGGGGCCAUAUGAGUACCUUCCCUACUUCUAGGUUAUUUUCAGACAGACUUUCUUCAAUGUGAGUUUUUUUCAAGCUGCUGUUUUCCCUCCAAGUUGACCUUCUUGCUUUUCUGAGUGUUCAAAGUCGAUUCCGUGUUAAACCUUGAUUGCCUUUCACACAUCCCAACACUUAGACAGCAGUUCAACACGCGCAAUACCAAAAAAGUGACAUGCGGGAUGUUUUCGUGGCGUGUCGUUUUUGAUGCGCCGCUUGUAUCUGCAGGAAAAGUCGCCAAAAGAAAUGUUGAAUUGUUCCUGUUGAUGAUUAGAUUUGAUACUUUUUACCAUGAUUUCUUUUUGAAGUUGUGCAGAGUGUACAUUUGAAGGCUGUGAUAUUUUUGCUUCGAGUAGAAUUGUUAGUGAUUAGAAAGCCGAGGAGAAACAAUGCUUUAAUGGUUCUAGAAGUGCUUCUUUGUUCGAUAUAAGCUUUAACUUGUUAAAAGUCACAGUGGCGAGCAACAUAGCAGACAAGCUUCAUUUUGAAACCAACACAAAGUUUCACAUCUCACCAAUUCAUGCUGCUUGAAAUAUUCAUGUUGUUGAUUUAUUUAUAUAUCUAAAGCUGUAUGUUUGUUAGGACCCAAUUCAAAGACACUAUAUAUAUACACACAGUACAUAACUAUGUAUAACUUUUUUCUAAAUCACUAUUCCACAAGUCAUACCUAAAAAGAAUCUGCUAAGCUUGGUGUCUGUUUUGUCUGCAAAUCGCUGGAAACGUUCUAUUUCUCACACACCAAC